This is a messenger RNA of Symbiodinium pilosum, 1348 nucleotides long. The record is from the annotation of a GenBank genome assembly. NCBI's taxonomy places the organism in Eukaryota, Dinophyceae, Suessiales, Symbiodiniaceae.
GACGUGCACAACGGUUUCCAUCUUUGCGACCAACACCUGCAACGUCGCAAUGCAUGGUUUGCUGAUUGAGCAGUUGUGGAUGGGCAAAUACCCUGGAUUGAAUCAAAGGGCUGGCCCAAUUGUUCAGGCUAAGAUCUACGGCUGUUUGUCUGUCAUGAUGUUCGCAUUCUGUAACUGGCUCAUAUACAAGGUCAGGCAUUCGCAGCUGCAUUAUACAGCCCUGGGUCAGUUGUCCAGCCAUGCAACGGGAUUUACGUUGAUUCAAGCUCUUGGCCGCUUGCAAUGGAGCGUUAGAUACAGUGGCUGGAAAUCCUUUCUCGUAUUGCCUUGGGCCGUUGCGCUGUUGAGAGGGGCACUUUUUCUUGGCGAGCUGCUGCGCAAGAAAAGUGCAGGAGAUGCGGAUGUGCAAUGGGAGUACUGUGAGGACGCGGAGUGGCGGCCCUUCCCGCCGGAGUCCAGCCGGCUCAUGGAAACUCGCUUCCUGCAGACCGAUGAGGCUGACUCGAGCAGUGAAUCAGGUGAGGUCAGCACAGGAGCCAUCAUGUUGCUGACCGUUGCUCCCUCCAGCCUGCAGGAUUCUCACGUGAAAGGCCCUAUGCAGGUUUGCCUUCCAGAUCGGAAUGCCAUCUGCCAAUCACAUGGUGAGAUGUGCAUGAAGGGUGAAGGAUCCGAUGAGGCCUGGGAGGUGCGGAGGAGGUGGUGUGGAUGGCAGGACUUUUCAGACAAGAUUUUCAUGGAGGGUGCCGCCCUGGUCAUGGGCUUCCUUGUGAUGCAAGCGCUGCUCCUCCUCCACACUGGGUACCUGCAUUCUGUGGAGGGCCUUAUCCAAAAGCCCAAGGACUGGGACAGGCAGCUUACUGGCAUGAUCCUUGUCUGGAGCAUCUUCUUUGGCAUUUUGCCGCCUGUGCUGGCCAAGGCAAAGGCUUGCGGGUGGAUCCCAGGCUGGGGUAUCUCCGAUGCAGAGCUUUUGCGAGAGUCUUGUUCUUCUGCUCUGGCCUGGUGCCUCGUCCGCGGGGUCGCGCUGAUAGCGCGGCCACACUGCUCGAUCAUGGACACUUACAUUGUGGUGGCCUUUCCGCUUACCUGGCUGGCCUUCUUUGUGGUCGGCUUGGUUUAUUCUGUUCCUCAUGAAGAGGAGGUGGCGCACAGCAUCGCCAAUGCCUUUGGCAUUGUUGUGGGUCUGGCUUGGGACAAAGCAUUCGAGUCAUUGGUCAUGCAUAUGACCGCAGGCUGGAAUGGCCAUUACGUGGUCUCCAAGGUCUUCCUUGCAGUGAUUGUAUGUGUGACAAUCCUCCCGGGUUGGUAUUGGUACCUAGUCCCCAGAGCGCAUCAUAUCCAAUCCGAUUGA